CGGUCUUGGGACUUUUCCCACCCCUUUAGUUGGCUCCUCUUUCUUGUCUGUCGGCUCAUCGCCUUUGUCCGGGAGGCCCGCAGUUACGGUGGCUGUUCAGCGACUGCAGGGAAGGAGCGGGAAAGGGAGCGAGGUGUGACUUCUUGGAAACUUAGAAGUAGAAUUGAAACCUGACCUCAAUGGCUACCAAGAUCUUUGAGACCAUUGGUAAACUUGGCCUGGGGCUGGCAGUUGCUGGUGGAAUUGUCAACUCUGCUCUUUAUAAUGUGGAUGCAGGCCAUAGAGCUGUCAUCUUUGAUAGAUUCAAGGGUGUUCAAGACAUCGUAGUGGGAGAAGGCACACAUUUUCUUAUCCCCUGGGUACAGAAGCCAAUAAUCUUUGACUGCCGCUCUCGGCCACGCAAUGUUCCAGUGAUCACUGGAAGCAAAGAUUUACAGAAUGUCAACAUUACACUGAGGAUCUUGUACAGGCCAGUGACAAUUCAGCUUCCCCGGAUUUUCACCACGAUCGGCGAGGACUAUGAUGAGAGAGUGUUGCCUUCUAUCACAAAUGAGAUUCUUAAAUCUGUGGUGGCUCGUUUUGAUGCUGGUGAGUUGAUCACCCAGAGAGAGCUAGUUUCCAGGCAAGUUAGCGAAGACCUCACGGAAAGAGCAGCAACAUUUGGACUCAUCCUGGAUGAUGUUUCCUUGACACAUCUGACAUUUGGGAAAGAGUUCACGGAAGCUGUUGAAAUGAAGCAAGUAGCCCAACAAGAAGCAGAAAGAGCCAGAUUCAUAGUGGAAAAGGCGGAGCAGCAAAAGAAAGCUGCUAUCAUCUCAGCGGAGGGGGACUCAAAGGCAGCUGAGCUGAUCGCCAAUUCGCUGGCUUCAGUGGGCGAUGGCCUCAUUGAAUUGCGCAAACUGGAAGCUGCUGAAGACAUCGCUUACCAGCUCUCACGGUCCCGCAACAUCACCUACCUGCCAUCAGGACAGUCAGUGUUGCUCCAGCUACCCCAAUGAGUGUCCUUUCUGCCUGGAAUCUCCCCUUUUUUCUAUAAUUCCCUUGAAAAAUAACAAAUUAGCCCAAAGUAAUCAGUGAGAUUUUCCAAUUUUGGGCUGAGAGUACAGAAACUGAAAUGGAUUGAAAACCACGGGGUCUAAUAAAGGCAAUUAAUCUCUCUUCCCUCUGGAAUAUUACUUUUAGUUAAUCAGGUACUCAGGACAAAAACUUUAGAGGAAUAAAAGAUUGGUAACCUAAGAUGGGCAUUUUCCAUCCUGGCUAAUUUAACAGUACAUCCUCUGGAGAAAAUAUCUGUUCCGGGUCUUGCCUUAUCUGUUCAUUUUGAGCCAGGAUAGGCAGAGUAUGCCCUCCAGAUGCUAUUAGACUUAAACUCCUAUCCACACGCCGCCCCCCCCCCCAACCAGCAUAGUCAGUGAUGAGGAACCCUCGGGGUUGCAGUCCAGCAACAUCUUGAGAGGGGAAUUAUAUUUUACACAUUCAUCCAUAUCCUCAAUGCUAAGCCAGCUUUAGUGUCCUGCUGUCUAGAGGAAGGAAAGGAGCAUAUUUUCCUAAGCUGCUUCCUUUCUGCCAAAUUUAACAUCGCAAAAGCCAACAUCAAAAGUGAUCUUCCCCAAAUUCCCUCCUCCACAGUAAUGCUUGCAAGUUGAACCAGAGGCAGAUACAACACUGAAGAUGGUUUCUGAAAGUAAUAUGUUCCCACUUGGAGUUACAACCCUCCUUUCACAUAAAUCUCCUUUCUUGGGAACAGCUAUCCUUUAUAGCUUAUCCACAACUGACGGUAUCUGUCCUUGCACGGGAAAAAGUUGAUCCUAGCAAAGAGGAGGCAUCUGUUCCACAUUCUCAUUCCAGCUUUAAGGGUGAUACGGCAGAGUCACCUGCUGAGAGAAGCAUUCAUUAGUGUGGUAUCAAAGCUCUUCUAAUUAUUUCAAAAGAUACUCACUUAGCAAUGAAACUGCAAAACUAUGGAGAUUGUAUUAACCAACCUUCUAUAAAUAAAUGAGCAAAUAAUAUGCUCCUUCCUGA
Molecule: messenger RNA, 2022 nt
Organism: Pogona vitticeps (central bearded dragon)
Lineage: Eukaryota; Metazoa; Chordata; Lepidosauria; Squamata; Agamidae
Gene: PHB1
Product: prohibitin 1
Biological process (GO): mitochondrion organization
Cellular component (GO): membrane; mitochondrion
Source: RefSeq, a predicted model, not a curated record